Molecule: messenger RNA, 537 nt
Organism: Babesia bigemina
Lineage: Eukaryota; Apicomplexa; Aconoidasida; Piroplasmida; Babesiidae
Product: peptidyl-prolyl cis-trans isomerase, putative
Exons: 2
Coding region: 1-537 (178 amino acids)
Cellular component (GO): nucleus; cytosol
Molecular function (GO): peptidyl-prolyl cis-trans isomerase activity
Source: RefSeq, a predicted model, not a curated record
AUGCGUAAUUUUUUACGAUCAUUACCGCAUGUUUGGUCGCAAACGGCGGGGUUGAACUAUUUGCUUGUUGCCGUGAGAUACAUGUCCAAUCGGCGCCGUCGGUUGCUCAACGGUACUGACUACCUUAAAAGCAAGUCCGGAUACGCGGGAAGGGUCACAAUGCCCAAUAUGAUGAGGGAGAUGGUGCCCACCAAGGUGCGGUGUGCCCACAUUCUCUUGAAGCACAAGGGAUCGCGCAAUCCGAUCAACAGAAACACCAAUCAGAGGAUCACGCGCACAAAGGAGGAGGCUAUUGCGGAAAUGACGCGGCACCGCGAAGAGAUCAUGGCUGCCGAAAUACGGGACCGUGAGUUCCGGAAGAAGGCCACGAACAUAUCGGAGUGCACAAGUGCUCAGAACGGAGGCGACCUUGGAUUUUUCACCCGCAACGAAAUGCAAGGCCCUUUCUCCACUGCAGCGUUCCUACUUGCUGUCGGCGAGGUCAGCGGCCUAGUGCAUACCGAAUCGGGGAUUCACCUCAUUUACCGGAUAGCAUAA